Maniola jurtina (meadow brown) is the source of this 2178-nucleotide messenger RNA. Its product is annotated as hsp70-Hsp90 organizing protein 1-like. The record is from RefSeq and is a predicted model, not a curated record. Gene Ontology annotation, molecular function: Hsp90 protein binding. Lineage: Eukaryota; Metazoa; Arthropoda; Insecta; Lepidoptera; Nymphalidae. The transcript has 6 exons. Bases 74 to 799 code for a protein of 241 amino acids.
UAGGUCUGUGCUGGUGGUGCUGGUAGUGAUUCCAUACUCUUUGUUUGCAGUUCACUAAUAUUAAUUACUCAGAAUGGAUGAACCAAAAAAAGGUUCUCAGUCUAUAAGUGUCGAAGAACUUAGGGCUAAAGGUAACGACUGUGUUAAGAAUGGGAAAUUCAUUGAAGCGGUAUUACAUUAUACCCAGGCCAUUAAAAUGGAUCCAAACAACUACGUUUUAUACAGCAAUAGGUCGUUCGCAUUCUUGAAGUUAGAUCAACAUUAUCUAUCCCUUCAGGAUGCUAAUGAAACUGUUAGAUUACAACCACAAUGGGCAAAGGGGUAUUUCCGCCGAGCUGAAGUUGAAGCAGCUAGUGGGUUGUAUGAUGAAGCAGUUAUUUCUUACACAAGAGCUUUACAGCUUGAACCACACAAUGUUAAGUUAAUGGAGUCGAUAAAAACUAUUACUGAUGAACAAAAGAAAAAGAUUAAAGGUCACCAAAAUACUAUCUGGAUUUGCACUUGUGUGGGGUUCAUUAUAGGUAUAGGUGUUGUUAUAUUAGAUUACACCUUGACUACAAAUCCAACAUUAAAUCAUCCCUUUAGCAUGGUAGCAUUUUCAAUAGCACUAGCAGGGCUGGGAUGGACUAUAGGAAAAACUUCAACAUUAAUGAAUGCGUGGAGUGCUGGUAAAUCCCUACAGCCACCACCAGAUUUAGUUACCAAUGAAACAAAUGAAAAUGACUCCACUCCUCCAGAAAAAAAGACAAAAUAUAGUAAAGCACAAGCAAGACAGAGGUAUAAGCAAGGGAAACUUUAAGAACACAUCUUCGUCAUAGGCCCACUCAUUAUUUCGUUAGCCGAUAUAUAGGCCUUUCCGAAAGUGGAGGAUCACAUAUCCGCCGCGACUUCACGCCACCUUAAUAUGGUCCAGCAAACUGGAGAAUGUCCCGCACUGCGAUUAUGAUACGCAGUCUCCCCUCCAAAACUAUGUUUACUUGUUUUUUUAACACUGCCUAUACUACCUUAUUCAUCAUAAAUUAUAAUUGCAAUGCUUACAGUCUUGUCAAAAAAUUAUUAACAGGGCUCUCUCCGUCACUUACUCCAUACAAUCGUAGUUCCAAUUUCAUUUGAAUAUUAAGCAACCAAAGUCCCUGAAAUUUUGCAGACAUAUUCUAGAAACUAAUAUCUGUGCCUGUGGUGUUUUAGAUUUGUCUAAAAAUAUGCACCUAGUUUUAAAAUUACAGGGACUCACAGAUUUUUACGUGAAUUUUGAAGGCCGCGUAACUUUGAAACCGAAUAUUUUAACAGAAAUCUGGAAAACCACAGGCAUAGAUAUUAGUUUCUAGAAUAUGUUAAAUUUAAUGGACUUUGGUUGCUUAAUAUUCAAAUGAAAUUGGAACUACGUUAGUAUGAAGCGAGUGAUGGAGAGACCCCUCUUAAAACUGGUAAGAUUGAAAGACUGCUGAUGUAUAAGUAUGUAAUUAUUAUGUUACCUAUGUAUAUUGUAAUUACGAAUGUUCAAUGUUUAUAGAUAAAGAUGGUUCGAGCACUCCUAAUACCUAAUUGAAAUAAAUAUAUAUUUAUUGUGCUAUCCCACAAGUGAAUGAUGCUCAAUUAUGCUCACUCUAAUUUGGCAGUCCAAGUGGUAUAGAUAUAACUAAAUAUUUGCUUCAAGUAGGUAUAAAGUGUUUGAUCCAUCAUUAUUUUGUGAUUUUGAUAUGUUUAUUGAAAAAUGAUAACAGGUCACCACUCAAGGAAUAAAAGCUAGUCUAUUGAAACUUGAGAGAUGUAGAGAGAGCCCCAUUUUAAGAAGCAAAUAGGUUUUUUAUUGUUUGAUAGGCUUGCGCUUGACAAAAAUCAUGCUAAAGAGUCAAGUUCUAAGAUGGAGCGUGCUUGUCUAACUUGUAUUAUUAACUAUGUUUAUGUUAUCUGUUGAUUUAAUAAUAAUAAUUAUUCAAAUGCUAGAUGAGAUUAGACUGCAUUACAUAAAUAGUAAGUAAGAUGGUUUUUGUAAUUGGGUAAAAAGGUUUGUAAAGGUCUUUAGGAAGUAUUUUUAAUAUUUGACUUAUACAGUUUAUUCCAUUUAGAUUUGUAUAAAUAAUUUGGUACUUAGGUUUAAGACAGACUGUUGAUCUUGAAAAGACAUGGUUGAAUUAUUUAACUGUAUUGAAAUGCAUUCUGGCAAUAAAAGUUGAA